Messenger RNA from Hydractinia symbiolongicarpus, 1657 nucleotides. RefSeq names its product leucine-rich repeat-containing protein 47-like. The coding region runs from base 39 to 1595 and encodes 518 amino acids. The transcript is spliced from 4 exons. NCBI's taxonomy places the organism in Eukaryota, Metazoa, Cnidaria, Hydrozoa, Anthoathecata, Hydractiniidae. The record is from RefSeq and is a predicted model, not a curated record. Gene Ontology annotation, molecular function: phenylalanine-tRNA ligase activity; protein binding. Gene Ontology annotation, biological process: phenylalanyl-tRNA aminoacylation.
UUAUUUUUUAUUUUCCAGAUAUAAAAAAAUAAAUCAAUAUGGCAGAGGAGGUUUGGGACGAGAUUAGGGAUGCUGAAGAUGGCCGACAUGAACUUCAUCUUAUUGGUGACGAAGUAACCAAUAGGUUGGAGAAAUCGAACGGUCAACUACCUUCAGGUUUAUACAAACUUAUUUCAUUGAACUAUCUCGAAAUAUCCGAUACUAAACUGUCCGCUAUUUCUAAAGAUGUCGGCGCGUUGAAGAGUUUGUUAAAUUUAGCGCUCCAUCGAAACGAGCUAGUAGAAAUUCCCGAUACUAUAAACCAGUUGGAGAAGUUGAAGUUUUUAGAUCUGUCUUUUAACAAAUUAACCUCGUUACCAGACACCUUACUGCUUCCCUGUGUGCAAACAUUAAACUUCAGUAAUAAUGAACUUAGCACCCUCCCUGAUUUCAGUGGAUUUACAUGUUUAAACAUUUUAUACACAGAACAUAAUAACCUUACGGAGUUUCCGUAUGGGUUAUACAAAUUAACUGGAUUUUCGGAACUAAAUGUUUCUAAUAACCAAAUCACUAGCGUUCCAGGAGAUGUUAAGGAUAUGCAGACGUUAAAGAAUUUGGAUUUGUCAAAUAAUUCUUUGGGAACAGUCUGCGGUGAAUUGAUCGAUUGUCGGAAAUUGAAGAAUCUAGAUUUGCGCAAUAACCCGCUAAAAGACAACCGGCUGAAAAAGAUGACUAAUCAGUGUAGUACAAAGGCUAUCUUGGAGUAUAUAGCAAAACAAUCCAAGGGUGGUGGUGGAGGUGGAAAGAAGAAAGGGAAGGGAAAGAAAGGUCAUGUGGAAUCUGAAGAGAAAGAUGAAAUCACGCGUAAAAUAUUUAUUCUUCAAAGUAAAGAAGAUGAACGGCGUGUAGUAACGACGGAGAGUGUCAAAGAGGAGCGUCCAUAUAUCUGUUGUACCGUUGUCAAGCAACUUGAUCUCGCUGACCCAGCUUUUUUUAAAUCAUUCAUUAGCUUGCAGACCAAGCUUCAUGAAAACGAAUGUGAUAUGAGGACAAGGGCUACCAUAGCAACGCACACCUUAAGUGAUUUAAAAUUUCCCUUGAAAUAUGAAGCCAUUUCUCCUACCGACCUACAGAUUGUCGCUCUUGGAAAAACGAAAAAAUGCGUUGCUGGUAAACUGAUAGCAGAUCUAAAGAACGAAAGAGAAGCAUUGAAAUUGAAGAAGAAACGACAAGUUAAAACCGGUUUGUACAAAUUUAUCGACCUGGUUGACGGUAAGGAACUGUUGGCGUGUAUAAAAAACAGUGAUGGUGACGUUAUAUCAUUUCCACCAAUUACAAACAGCGAGAUGACAAAGAUCCAUUCUUCCGUUGCGGACGUUUUUAUAGAAGUGACAUCGCCUACCAGUUUACCACAGUGUAAAUUCGUCAUGGAGGAGAUCAUUCGGCAGAUGUAUCAUUUAGGAUUCUCCUCCGUUGUGGAUGAGAUGGAAGGUAUAGUUCUGGAGCAAAUGCGUGUUUGUGAUGAGAAAGGCGACUUGAGAGUGGUGUAUCCAUCGAAGAUUGAUCUCGAUUUAAAAGGUAUCCCGGUGGAGCGUGUAGAUUGUAAAACGGAGUAAAAUAUUUUAAAUUGUAUAAAAUGACUUAUCAUUUUCUAACAUAAAAAAACUACACCACUUUA